AUGCCUUCAUACGUAACAGACGCCAACCUUUCGAGCUAUGAGCUCGCAUUCUGUGGAGGCAUGGCAGGCGUCGUGUCUAGAGUUGUUAUUGCACCUCUAGACGUCGUCAAAAUCCGAAUGCAAUUGCAAACACAUAGAACGCAUUUUCGAUUUCAUCAGAAUCGAAAGAGAAAUACAGCAAUCAAAUACAACAAGAUAACGCAGGCGUUACGAACUAUAUUAAAAGAAGAAGGAAUCAAGGGGCUCUACAAGGGAAAUAUGCCAGCCGAGUACCUCUAUCUAUCGUACAGUGCAGUGGAAUUUUGGGCGUAUAAAGAGCUGGAACAAAUCAUAGAAAAGAUUGAUGCCAAACGGACAUUGCCGCACACACUCAAGACAUUUGGAUGCGGUAUGAUCGCAGGUUGUGCUGCUACAGCAGCAACAUAUCCGUUUGAUUUAUUAAGAACGAGGUUUGCUGCUCGAACACCACAAAAGCAGAACACAAGUGUUGCACGAGCUAUGGCUGAUAUUUAUAAUAUGGAAGGUGCAGCUGGUUUCUACAGAGGAUUAUGGCCUGCCAUCAUUCAAAUUAUGCCGUAUAUGGGUCUGCUGUUCUCGAGCUAUGACAUUUUUGCAAAGGGGUUCAAGAGUCUACGGGAUCAGCAAAUACUAUCUGCAAGUUAUAAGCCGACACAUGACAUGAUAAGUGGAGCAUUAUCGGGAUUCAUUAGUAAAAUCGUGGUUUAUCCGUUUGAUCUCGUCAGAAAGCGACUGCAGAUGGAGGGAUCUCAUGCGACAUCAGCGAGAUUGCGGUCAUCUUGGUGGGGAUGUUUGACGAGCAUUGUUCGACAAGAAGGUGCUUUGAGUUUAUAUAAGGGUCUUGCGCCUUCGCUCUUGAAAGUAGCGCCAGCAAAUGCAGUUACUUUUAUGGUGUUUGAAGAAACAAAAGAUGUAUUAUUAUGGUUCAAAGAGCCAAAAGAUGACCCUUUAUAG
Molecule: messenger RNA, 972 nt
Organism: Mucor velutinosus
Lineage: Eukaryota; Fungi; Mucoromycota; Mucoromycetes; Mucorales; Mucoraceae
Product: K(+)/H(+) antiporter
Exons: 5
Coding region: 1-972 (323 amino acids)
Biological process (GO): transmembrane transport
Molecular function (GO): transmembrane transporter activity
Source: RefSeq, a predicted model, not a curated record